CACACUUUGGGCAUUUUGGCGGUCCUUCUCAGCGAUUUGAAUGAAACUCACUAGGGUUCCAGGCUCCGAGAACCCAAAAGCUUUUCCAUGGCGUCUGGUUCGCCACGCUCGCGAAUCGAUCAGUUUUUUGCUUCAAAGAAGAAGAAGAAAUCUCUAUCACCACGUUUGAAGUUUGCUAGAGCCGAGAAGGAUCCAAAAAUUGCACUUGAUGGGUCUCCUAGCAACAAAGGUUCUCUAGAAAGCUAUUUAGUGGCUUCACAAAAUGAUAUUGCUACUGAUAAAGAUUUGCAAGCAGCUUCUGUUCCUUCAGCUAGGCAAGAUCUUGUCAAGAGAAACUUGACAUUGGAGAUAAAUUCAUUAUUAAAAGAUGAGCACCAAAGUUACGCUGGGCACCCUCAAACCUCUGAAGCCUGCGAAGAAGCUCAAAAGCAGCAAACUCUGGUCCUGCCCUAUGAGGGUGAUGUUUCAUUCAGGGGUCAAGCAGACUCUGAUUCUGCAAAUAAUGCUGGAAAUUCUGAACUUAAGCAGUUUGCAACUGACUUUUUGUCACUGUACUGUAGUGAACUUCCACCGCGUGAAAGUGCGCCGUUGGAGCCAAAGGCAUCUGCUCAUAAGAGACAAGGGAGCCCAUCUGUGGUAACGGUGGAGAAUAAAUUAUCCAAGAAAAGGCAUUGCAUUACUGAUAAGGAUUGCUACCAUAAUGAGAGUGAAACCACUUGCACUGGUGAGAAGCAUUUAGAACAUGGAGAGUCCAGAUAUGAUUCUGUAGAAGCAGUUAUCAACUAUUCCAGAGGGAUGAAUGCAGGUGUGCAUCCAAUAGAAGUUCAAGCGAGCUUGAGAAAAUGCAAAAGAACAUCCACAACAUCUUUAUGCAUCUCCGGACAUGAUACUCCUGCUAUGAUUGCCAGAGCCCGCGAAACUCCAAAGUCAACUCGUGGAAGCUCUAUAUUUUCUCCUGGAGAUGCAUUUUGGAAUGAGGCUAUUCAGGUUGCAGAUGGUUUGUUUGUGACAAAUGAUGAACUUUUUGUUCAGGUUGCUAGAGAAAUUGAUGCUAAGGCAAACUGUGCAAGAAAUAAUUCAAACGAUUUGAGAAAUGUAGGGCUUGGUCACAUGUCAAAGAAAGCCCUGAAUGAAGGUGGAAAUAGAGUCAGUGGCUUGGAAAUGAACACUUCUAUUGGGUCAUCUCUGAAGAGUGGAAAAGAUUUGGACAAAGAAACAUCACCAUUGCCUGUAAAGCAUUUUGACUUUUCCUGCGAGGACAAAAAUCUGGAUGAUGCAACUAGUUAUGUAGAUACUAUGGCAAUUCUUAUGCAUAGAAAAGGUGAACAAACUGGAAGUGCUUCUGUAAUUAACAGAAGUGUUCAGCCUGCAAAUCAAGCAAACAAUUCUCAUUUGAACGGGGCAGUGCCCCAGGUACAGGAGGUGACUGGUUGUGAUGUGGCCAAAGGGGAAGAGGGUUGUAUUCAAGAUAAUGAUUUCACCGGAUCUAUUACUCCAGAUAAGGAAAAAGGAAAUUUUGCAGCUAACAGUGAAUAUGAUACUCCGUCAAGUUUUGUACCUUCCAACAAUCGUUUAGAUCUUAGCCAUUGGCUUCCUUUUGAAUUAUGCAGCAUGUACAAUAAGAAGGGAAUCUCAAAAUUGUAUCCAUGGCAGGUUGACUGCCUUCAGGUGGAUGGUGUGUUACAGAAAAGGAAUCUUGUAUAUUGUGCAUCGACUAGUGCUGGGAAAAGUUUUGUAGCUGAAAUAUUAAUGUUGCGGCGAGUAUUAACCGGUGGAAAGAUGGCACUUCUUGUACUUCCAUAUGUAUCAAUUUGUGCAGAAAAGGCAGAACAUCUGGAGGCACUUUUAGAGCCACUUGGCAAACAUGUACGUAGUUAUUAUGGAACCCAAGGUGGUGGAACUCUUCCAAAAGAUACAUCUGUUGCAGUCUGCACAAUUGAGAAGGCAAACUCUUUAAUUAACAGAUUGCUAGAAGAAGGUCGUCUCUCAGAAAUUGGGAUUAUUGUGAUAGAUGAAUUGCACAUGGUUGGUGAUCAGAGUAGGGGUUACCUGUUGGAGCUUCUGUUGACAAAGCUUCGUUAUGCAGCUGGCGAAGGCAAUGUAGAAUCAUCUAAUGGAGAAAGUUCAGGUACAAGCAGUGGGAAGACUGAUCCCACUAAUGGCCUUCAAAUUGUUGGUAUGAGUGCAACCUUGCCAAAUGUGGCUUCUGUUGCUGAUUGGCUUCAAGCAGCUUUAUACCAGACUGAUUUCCGCCCAGUUCCACUAGAGGAAUACGUCAAAGUUGGAAACACCAUUUAUAAUAAAACAAUGGAUAUUGUUAGGACCAUCUCAAAAACAGCUGAUCUUGGUGGUAAAGAUCCAGACCAUAUUGUUGAAUUGUGUGAUGAGGUUGUCCAAGAGGGUAAUUCGGUGCUGCUGUUUUGCUCAAGUCGAAAAGGAUGUGAAACAACUGCUAGGCAUGUUGCUAAAUUCCUCAGGAACUUUCCUGUCAGUGCCCAUAAUGAUAAAAGUGAUUUGAUGGAUGUCACUUCAGCUAUUGAUGCUUUGCGAAGAUGUCCUGCAGGAUUGGAUCCCAUAUUAGAAGAAACUCUUCCUUCUGGAGUUGCCUAUCAUCAUGCUGGUCUGACUGUUGAAGAAAGAGAGAUUGUUGAAACCUGCUAUCGUAAAGGACUUGUACGUGUGUUAACUGCUACCUCGACCUUGGCUGCUGGGGUUAAUCUACCUGCCAGGAGGGUCAUUUUUCGACAACCCCGAAUUGGUCGUGAUUUUAUAGAUGGGACAAGGUACAGACAGAUGGCUGGUCGGGCUGGUCGUACUGGGAUAGACACAAAAGGGGAGAGUGUUCUAAUUUGCAAACCAGAUGAAGUUAAAAGAAUUAUGGGCAUUCUUAAUGACAGCUGUCCACCGUUGUGUUCUUGUCUGUCUGAAGAUAAAAAUGGGAUGACCCAUGCGAUAUUAGAAGUUGUUGCUGGUGGGAUUGUUCAAACUGCUAAUGACAUUCAUCGAUAUGUUAGGUGUACUCUUCUUAAUUCUACGAAGCCAUUUGAAGAUGUAGUGAGAUCAGCACAGGAUUCUCUGAGGUGGUUAUGCCACAGAAAAUUUCUUGAAUGGAAUGAAGACACCAAGUUAUAUAGCACCACACCUCUUGGGCGGGCAUCUUUUGGCAGUUCUCUGAGCCCUGACGAAUCACUUAUUGUGCUGGAUGAUCUUUCAAGAGCUAGAGAAGGAUUUGUUCUUGCAUCUGAUUUGCAUUUAGUAUACUUAGUAACACCCACCAAUGUUGAAGUUGAGCCAGAUUGGGAAUUAUAUUAUGAAAGAUUCAUGCAAUUGUCUGCUCUUGAGCAGUCAGUUGGCAAUCGAGUUGGAGUAGUGGAACCCUUUUUAAUGCGUAUGGCCCAUGCUCCAAUGGCCUCUUCAAAAAGAUCAAAGAGUAACACGAAUGGAUGUCAGGGAAGAUUUGACUGCAGAGCUGGGAUGGUAAAAUGUAGUGUGCUUUCAGAUGAGCAGAUACUUCGUGUGUGUAAGCGAUUUUAUGUUGCCCUCAUCUUGUCAAGACUUGUUCAGGAAAUACCAGUGGGGGAGGUUUGUGGAGCCUUCAAAGUAGCUCGAGGCAUGGUUCAAGCCCUACAAGAAAAUGCUGGAAGGUUUGCAUCUAUGGUCUCUGUGUUCUGUGAGAGGCUUGGUUGGCAUGAUCUGGAAGGCUUGGUUUCCAAGUUCCAGAAUCGUGUGUCAUUUGGAGUCCGAGCAGAGAUUGUGGAGCUUACCACCAUUCCAUAUGUCAAGGGUUCCCGAGCUAGAGCAUUAUAUAAGGCUGGCAUGCGCACUCCGCAAGCAAUUGCUGAAGCCUCGAUAUCUGAAAUUGUGAAGGCUCUUUUUGAAUCUUCAUCUUGGGUUGCACAAGAAAAUGCAGCACAACGACGGAUACAAUUGGGGGUAGCCAAGAAGAUAAAAAACGGUGCACGCAAAGUUGUUCUUGAUAAAGCUGAAGAGGCAAGGGUUGCUGCAAUCUCUGCUUUUAAAUCUCUUGGAUUUGAUGUUCCCCAGUUUUCUCAACCUCUUCUAUUAAGGACCACUGGUGAUGCCACUCAGAAACAAACAUCUACCUCUUCUGGGGAAGAGACCAUCAGUAGCUUUAUUGGUGGACAACAUGCAAAGCGUUUUUCAACUGAGUCAACCAAUGAAGAAGGGGAGAAUCUUGAUAAACUAAUAUUAGACAAUGGGGAAGAGAAGUUAAUGAAAAAUGCAGAUGUUGGCUUAGGGACUUCAGAUGAUGCUAAAACAACUAAAACCAUGUGGACUAACUUUGAUGCUGAAGAUCCUGCAGGGAUGGUUGAAGGCUCUGGUACUCUUACUGAUGUCAAUGUGGCUAUUAAAGAUAUUGAAAAUGGAACAACCUUCUCUGGUGUUCUAAGAAUUACUGAUAACAUUGAUAACAAGAACAGAGAAAGUAAAUGUCUUAGAAAUAAGGAAAAUGCUCCUGAGAGAGGUCCUGUAAAUGCUGUUAAUACUCCUGGAGGAUUUGAUCAUUUCUUGGAUCUUUGGGACUCAACUCAAGAGUUCUAUUUUGAUAUCCACUUUAACAAACGAUCUGAGGUGAACUCAUCUGUCCCUUUUGAAAUACAUGGCAUAGCAAUUUGUUGGGGAAGUUCUUCUGUGUACUAUGUCAAUCUUCCCAAGGAUCUGUUUUGGUUUAAAAAUGGAAGUAGUAGUCCUCUGUCCAUGAGCAUUGCUGGUGAGGAGAGUGCUAUCUCAGCAUCAAAGCAUCGGUUUGAAUUGGCAAAGCAAAGAUGGAGUAGGAUUGGUAUGAUCAUGAGGAAAAAAGAUGUCAAAAAGUUUACUUGGAACUUAAAAGUUCAGAUUCAGGUGUUAAAAGUUCCUGCUGUUUCCAUUCAAAGAUUGGCUAGUCUAAAUCUUGCAGUGAAAAAUAUGGGUCUUGAACUCUUUGAUAGCUCGUACUAUGUGUUGUCUCCAGUUUUCGUACAAGAUGUAAUUGACAUGUGUAUAGUAGCAUGGAUUCUUUGGCCUGACGAGGAGAGAAGCUCCAAUCCAAAUUUGGACAAGGAAGUUAAGAAAAGAUUGCCCAGUGAGGCUGCAGCAGCUGCUAGUCGGAGUGGUCAGUGGAAAAAUCAGAUUCGAAGAGCUGCACAUAAUGGUUGCUGCCGUCGAGUUGCACAAACCCGAGCCAUAUGUUCUGUUCUCUGGAAGUUGCUUAUUUCUGAAGAUCUAGUUGAAGCACUUACUAACAUUGAGAUCCCGUUGGUUAAUGUCCUAGCAGACAUGGAGCUUUGGGGAAUAGGUGUCGACAUGGAGGGAUGCCUUCGGGCACGGCAUGUGUUGGGAAUAAAACUAAGGUAUCUUGAGAAGGAAGCUUACAAAUUGGCUGGUACAACUUUUUCAUUGUAUACAGCAGCAGAUAUUGCAAAUGUGCUUUAUGGGCGCUUGAAUCUGCCCAUACCUGAAGGGUGUAAUAAAGCAAAGCAACACCCAAGCACUGACAAGCACUGUUUGGAGUUGUUGAGGCAUGAACAUCCUAUAAUUCCCAUCAUUAAAGAACACCGGACCUUGGCUAAGCUCCUAAACUGUACAAUUGGAUCAAUUUGUUCACUUGCUAGACUUUCAAUGGGGGUGAAGUAUACUCUGCAUGGGCGUUGGCUCCAAACAUCCACUGCAACUGGGAGACUUUCAAUGGAGGAACCUAAUCUUCAGUGUGUUGAGCACAUGGUUGAGUUCAGAAUGUCUAAGGAUGGCAAAGAUGGAAAUGAUUCAGAUGUUGAUCAUUACAGAAUAAAUCCCCGUGAAUUUUUUCUCCCUACUCAGGAAAAUUGGUUACUAUUAGCUGCUGAUUAUUCUCAGAUAGAACUGCGCCUAAUGGCUCACUUUUCUCAAGACAAUUCAUUAAUUGAACUCCUACGUGAGCCUCAUGGUGAUGUCUUUAUCAUGAUAGCUGCAAAAUGGACUGGGAAAGAGGAAUCUGCCAUUACUCCUGAAGAGCGAGAUCAAACCAAAAGAUUGGUCUAUGGCAUUCUGUAUGGAAUGGGUCCUAAUACCCUUGCCGAACAACUGAACUGCAGUCUGGAUGAUGCUGUUGAGAAAAUUCAAAGUUUUAAAAGGUCUUUUCCUGGUGUUGCUUCCUGGCUUCAAGAAGUGGUUACAUCUUGUCGUCAGAAAGGAUAUGUGGAGACCCUUAAGGGAAGAAAGCGUUUCCUAGCAAAAAUAAAAUUUGGGAACAGUAAAGAAAAAUCUAAAGCUCAGAGACAAGCUGUCAAUUCUAUUUGUCAGGGGUCUGCUGCUGACAUAAUCAAAAUUGCGAUGAUCAACGUACACUCUCUGAUUACUGAAAAAGUCGAGAAGUCUCUUCCAAGCACUGAAUUUUCAGCUCAAUUUCACAUGCUUAGAGGUCGCUGCAGAAUCCUUUUGCAGGUCCAUGAUGAAUUAGUACUGGAAGCUGACCCUUCUGUUAUAAGGGAAGCUGGAUUGUUACUUCAAAUGAGCAUGGAAAGAGCUGCUGAGCUUCUUGUCCCUUUGCGUGUCAAAUUGAUGAUGGGGAAAACGUGGGGAUCUUUGGAGCCCUUCCUCAGUGGCUAACCUGCAGAUGAAGUUACUAUACUGAAUUCUUGGGUUAGGAAGAGUGAACGCAGGCAAAUAUUCUUGUCAAACUGGAAGUAACUGUGCUGGUGUAAGGCAUUUGAUAUCACCAAUGGUAUGGGCUACAACUACUAAUGAUGAUAGCAGACGUUCAUGGGACCGCAGCAAUAACAAAAUUGAUCAAAAAUCUUAAUUCCACUAGGUUGGGUUGGCUAAAUGAAUUAUAGACCUUCAGAGGUUCAUGGGGCCGCAAGAGACAAAAUGGGAUUGCGGAGUGCUGGAUGAUUCUUGCUUCAGACUGUUGGAAAUGAAUGUGUGGCUGAUGAUUAGUGGCCAUUCCCAUUGCUAAAAAUAGGUUCUCAUGUGGUGACAGUACGAAAUUGAACGAUAAACCAUGAAAUGGAUCAGAUCAAUUGCUUGACAUGAUGUCAGGUUCCAAUUUUGCUGGUUUGGACAAUUAACAGAGCGAAACUUUAGAAUGAGAGAGAUGUUUCCAACCAGAUUUCGGAGGAAAAUUAUAUGGGGAUCAUCAUGUUGUCAGGAGUCGAGGACUGAACAAAGUGGAACUUGCUCAAAGACUUGAAGGUGUCUAUCAAAUGGAUAUUUUUAUGCACCGUCUAGAGGCAUGGAUGAGUUGAGUUGCACGUGCGCUGUGAACGUAUCCUGUGAGAUAGCUUAAAUUCAGG
Messenger RNA from Diospyros lotus (date-plum), 7271 nucleotides. RefSeq names its product helicase and polymerase-containing protein TEBICHI. The transcript is spliced from 30 exons. The record is from RefSeq and is a predicted model, not a curated record. Gene Ontology annotation, biological process: double-strand break repair; DNA-templated DNA replication. NCBI's taxonomy places the organism in Eukaryota, Viridiplantae, Streptophyta, Magnoliopsida, Ericales, Ebenaceae. Gene Ontology annotation, molecular function: DNA-directed DNA polymerase activity; DNA binding; ATP binding. Bases 88 to 6585 code for a protein of 2165 amino acids.